AUGCGCUUCUCACAGGUCCUGUCUUUCGUUGCCGUCGCAGCCACGGCUGCCGUCGAGGCCGUCUCUCUACCGCCAGGCGUUCCGAGAAAUGUGCUCGAGUUCCGCGACAAGCACCCCUACAAGAAUCCUAAACCCGGUUGCCGCAAGAUCGUCAGGAUUCGAGCCUCUGAGGAUGAUGAAGAUGACGUAUCAGCCGAGUUCAAGAAGGGUGUCGAAGAGGCCAACAACGGCGGCACCCUCUACCUGCCCGAGGGAGAAACCUUUGUCAUUGGCAAGGUUCUGGAUCUGACGGGCCUAAGUGACAUUCACGUCCGCUUGGACGGCGAGAUCAAGGUCGGUUUCAUGGGCAUAGACAUUUGUAUUUGGCGGUUGCUGAUGGCAUGCAGUUCACGAACGAUGUCGAGUACUGGCAGAAGAACGCGUGGUACCACCCCUUCCAGCGCUCCAUUAUGUUCUGUUAGUAUAUGCCUCUCCCGAAAGGCCUUCUUGCUCAGUGCUGACAACAUGAAAGGGAAAUGGGGCGGCCACGAUAUCAAGAUCUAUGGUGAGGGUGUCAUCGAGGGUCAGGGUCAACGUUGGUGGAACGAGUUUGAGGCCGGCACGGGAUCCAUUCUGGUAAGCCCAGCUAACCCCGGCAACAAGUACUAUCGACCCAUCCUGUUCUAUGCUGAGAACACCACCAACCUGGACGUCUCUGGCAUCCAUCUGAAGGACUCUCCUUGCUGGAAUAACUUCAUCGUCAGCUCCAAGAAUGUCAGGUAUACAGACGUCAUCGCCACAGCUCUCUCCAACAAUGGCAGCAUUAUCCCCAAGAACACCGACUUUAUGAACACGAUGAACACGUCCAGUGUCUCCAUCGAGCGCGUUUGGGUCAACAUUGACGACGACUGCUUCUCUCCCAAGCCCAACAGUUCCGACCUCUACGUCAACACCAUGUACUGCAACGGCACUCACGGACAGUACUCUGGCGCCCGUAUCAAGAUCUGGGCCGGCGCCGACAUUGGCACUGGCUACGUCAACAACGUCACCUUCAAGUACGACCAAGCUCUGAUCCCCCCCCCAACUCUUGACAAGUCGGUUUCUCACAAGAGGCGCAGGAACUUCUGGGUCGCUCGCAUGGACUAUGGCAUCAUCCUCGACUCGUGCUACUUCAACAAGUCCGUCGAGGAGUGCAACAAGUACCCCUCAGGCAUGGACAUCACGAACAUUCGCUUCGAAGAACUUCAUCGGCUACACGUCGGGCGUCUACGGCAAUGCCGUGGCCCGCCUCUCCUGCUCGACGGCCGACUCGGCCGUCUGCGACAACAUCGUCAUCAAGGACUUCAACGUCAAGUCGCCGUGCGGGCGGCGAGCCCGUCAUCAUCUGCGACGGGCAUCGGCGACGACCUCGGCCUUCCCCUGCGUGCCCUAUAA
Verticillium alfalfae VaMs.102 is the source of this 1413-nucleotide messenger RNA. Its product is annotated as exopolygalacturonase. Lineage: Eukaryota; Fungi; Ascomycota; Sordariomycetes; Glomerellales; Plectosphaerellaceae. Gene Ontology annotation, molecular function: polygalacturonase activity. Bases 1 to 1413 code for a protein of 470 amino acids. The record is from RefSeq and is a predicted model, not a curated record. The transcript is spliced from 5 exons. Gene Ontology annotation, biological process: carbohydrate metabolic process.